Molecule: messenger RNA, 1427 nt
Organism: Aureobasidium subglaciale EXF-2481
Lineage: Eukaryota; Fungi; Ascomycota; Dothideomycetes; Dothideales; Saccotheciaceae
Exons: 1
Coding region: 91-936 (281 amino acids)
Biological process (GO): GPI anchor biosynthetic process
Cellular component (GO): endoplasmic reticulum
Molecular function (GO): N-acetylglucosaminylphosphatidylinositol deacetylase activity
Source: RefSeq, a predicted model, not a curated record
CUUUGUACGAACAACCUCAGGCACAGAUCCACCAAAGCAUCUCAGGAUUCUUGGAGCAUUUUGGAAACGUUCGUUGUCGAUACCGGGAAUAUGGAGAUGCGCGGGCUGUAUUUGGCCGCCAUACCAAUCAUCAUCUCGAUACUUUGGCUCUACACCAGUGUCCUCACCUCUUCAUUCCCCAUGCUACGGAACAAACGGAUAUGUCUCUUGAUCGCCCAUCCAGACGACGAAGCAAUGUUUUUUGCUCCCACAGUACUUGCUCUCACCCGCCCCGAACUUGGGAAUCACGUCAAGAUUCUCUGCUUGAGCUCCGGAGACGCGGAUGGCUUGGGUCACAUUCGAAAACAAGAAUUAGUGAAGAGUGGGUUACUGCUUGGUCUGAGGAACGCAGAUGAUGUGUUGGUUCUCGACGACGAAAGAUUUCCCGACUCAAUGAUCAAGACUUGGGACAGCAAGGCAAUUGCAACUCUACUGGCUUCCACGUUUGCACCGAAAAUGGCAAAAAUGGGAGCAAAAUCUACUCCACAAGCCAACAUUGACGUCUUGAUCACAUUCGACACCACUGGUGUUUCUUCGCAUCCGAACCACAUUUCUCUCUAUCAUGGAGGUAUUGCUUUCUUGAAGCAAAUUAUGCAAAAGCAUUCUGGCUGGGAGAAUCCAAUCAAAAUGUACACGCUUUCUUCUGUCAAUAUGGCUAGAAAGUAUGCGAGUAUUCUGGAUGCGCCAUUGACAAUCGCGAGGACGGCAUUCUCGAACAAGGAAGCUGGUGAAUUUCCUGCUCCAUUGUUGGUUGUUAGUGGUGUGGGGGGAUGCAGAAAAGCACAGAAAGCCAUGACGGAUGCGCAUGAGAGUCAGAUGAGAUGGUUCAGAUGGGGAUGGAUCAGUGUGUCAAGAUAUAUGGUUCUAAACGACUUGAAGAAAGUCAAAGUCGUUUGAGUGGACAGCAAAAUGUUACCUUGCUUAUGGAGACAUCUACACGGCAGUUUCGUAUGCUGUGUAAUCAUGCUGGUGCCAUGCAGCCCUAUGGUAUGAUCUUCGAAAUGCAUGUUACGUUCCGAGACAUAACAGGCGGGUUUCUGCAUGGAAGACAAAGGCACAUGAUCUUGCCAGCGCAAUAUUUCAGAAAUCGCUCGCCACGAGGAAAACAAGCAAUUGACAAGAAAAGAAGCAACAAAGAAGCAGUGAAACCAGGGCUCCAGUACCUGGUAGAAACCAGGCCAGCACUCAGGGGAUCGUGAUUGUUUAGUGGUUCAAGCAAGUAGUACCGGAGAGGGGCAUCCAAAGGCUGACAUAUCUGCACGACAUCAUUUGUACAAACGCCCAAAAAACAAUACCUGUCUCCAAGAAAUCAAGAAUCAAAAUGUUCUGCAUAGGUAAUCAAUCACAGCAUGCAACUGCCCAUUCGACACUUUGCAUUUUCUGACCGG